Molecule: messenger RNA, 1344 nt
Organism: Camellia sinensis
Lineage: Eukaryota; Viridiplantae; Streptophyta; Magnoliopsida; Ericales; Theaceae
Source: RefSeq, a predicted model, not a curated record
AUGGUUCGUCCGAGGCCUGUCGUCCAAGACCUUCUCGCCGAUCUUCCAACUGAUGCCGAAGCCGCACCGGUGCAAUCAAUGCUCCCCCCCAAACCAAAGAGAGUAAAAAAGGCGCAGCCUAAGGCCAAGGCUAUUGAUGCCGAAGCUGAGGAUACUGUGCCUAUUUCAAAGCUGGCAGAAAGCAAGAAAUCAACCUCUGUCUCUACCAAGAGGUCUGCUGAGGGCCAACCCUCAGGGUCUACACAAACAAAAAGGCCAAGGUCAUCGUCUGCGACGACCUCGGCUUCGAAGAAGCCCGACGUCCCCUGGGCCCCUGAUCUAUCCCUGGAGGAUAGGCCUAUUAUGGCUAGUGAGAGUACUGACGAUAUUAAUGUUGCUGUCGCUCUUAGCACUGCUCUCCUUCUACCAAAUGACUUGGAGCGAAAUGCCAAGUUUAGUGAGUAUGAAAAUUACGCCCUGAUGCUCCAACAUUCUGCUCAAAGGGAAACAUCUUCACUGAAGAGAGAGAUAAGGGCCCUUGAAGCAAAGAUGAAAAAACUGGAGGAUCAGGCCGAGGCUGCAACGAAGAACCAUACCUUAGCUCUAGAAAAGGCCGAGGCUGCUGAAGCCGUUAAAAAAGUAGCUGAAGCCGAGAAAAGGGAGGCCGAAGCUCAGAAAGUCCAGGCGCAAAAAGAACUUCAACAAGCUCUGGCCACCAAGGAGGCCGAAGUGAAAGAGGCCGAUGAAAAGGCCUAUGCUCAAGGCAUGGCCGACGUUGCAGAAGACUAUAAGCUUCAAGCCGACGCUAUUCCGUUACCGUUUCCUCCUCCUCCUCCUGAAGGUGAAUCAGAAUCUGAGGCCGAGGCCGUUGAUGAAGAUGAAGAAAAAGAUGAUGGUGACGCCCUGGUGAGAAGGCCCAAGAAUGCUGCCGAAGUCAAGUCCCCUCCUUCUGCUGAACAGGUUAUGGACUUGACUUUGGAUGAGGAGGGUGAUGGGGCUGAGGGGGUACCCAAGGAGACUGUUACUGGGCAACUACCGUCCAAUCUUCUCUUAGUUGAAAGGAGUGUUGAGUCAACAAUUGCUGAGAUUGAUGCUGAGGUAGAAGCGGAGAAAGUGGCCGAGGAGAUUCCACCUGAAUCGUCCGAGGUCCCAGUUCCUGCUGUUGCUGAUAGUGCGAAUGGAAACUGCAAUUACUUCAGUUCGGCAGAUGAUGGCGACGACGACGUUACGUCCACAAUUCAUGCCAAUGCUGGACCUCAGACAGAUUCAAGUAGUGCAGAAAUUAAUGAUCUAAGGAGAAGGAAUGACCUGAUGGACAUAACAGUGUCUAAUAUAAAUGCUCUGUUAACAGUGUCUAAUAUUUAA